This is a messenger RNA of Fusarium tjaetaba, 204 nucleotides long. RefSeq lists its product as uncharacterized. The record is from RefSeq and is a predicted model, not a curated record. The coding region runs from base 1 to 204 and encodes 67 amino acids. The transcript has 2 exons. NCBI's taxonomy places the organism in Eukaryota, Fungi, Ascomycota, Sordariomycetes, Hypocreales, Nectriaceae.
AUGUCUGACUCCGUCACUCCCCAGACCCCUUCCCACUUCGGUGAGAACAAGGGCAUCAAGUUCACCUUCAAGACUGGCAACGCCCGUUACCAAUGUGUUCUCCAGGACCGCGCUCACUACGAGCGUACCAAGGCUUCUCGCCAGAACUCUACCGACUCUGUCUCCUCAAACGAGUCUAUCAAGACUGAGAAGUCUUCCCACUAA